This is a messenger RNA of Motacilla alba alba, 3504 nucleotides long. RefSeq names its product coiled-coil domain containing 62 (gene CCDC62). The transcript has 11 exons. The record is from RefSeq and is a predicted model, not a curated record. Bases 282 to 1562 code for a protein of 426 amino acids. NCBI's taxonomy places the organism in Eukaryota, Metazoa, Chordata, Aves, Passeriformes, Motacillidae.
AAGGGCAGAGGAGGGCAGGGCGAGCCCCUGGGUUUAGGAAUGGCCGCCCAAGGCGGGCGGGACAGCGGGAGAGCCUUGCCCGGGAGCGGGGGUCGCUCCCCGGGGGUGGUGCCUCAGGGCCCCCCCUCAGGCCUGCGCCCCCUGCCCGCCCGCUCCAAGGCCGCUUGUGCUCCCUCAGGGCCGGCGGGUGAGCGGCGGGGGAGCCUCCGUGCUGAACGUGACAUCCUCGAAGCGUUCCCGCUUCCACGAAUGCCUGGCAGAGCUCUGGCCCCCAGUCCCCUAUGAGUUCAUCGCCACAGCGUUCUGCUUCGCCCCAGGCAUUUAGCCCUGAUCACAAGAACAGCAUCAUUAGGAGGCAGAGACAGGAGCUGAAGCUUUUAAUUGCAGAACUGAAAGAUCGUGACAAGGAGCUCAAUGACAUGGUGGAAGUGCACGAGAGACACAUUCAGGCCUGGGAAGAUGAUCGCCAAAAAAUACUGACUUUAGCAGAACGAUGCAGCUUAUUAACUAAUGAGCUCAACGAGAGAAAUGCGCUUAUAAAAUCACUGACCAAAAAGUUAAAGUUAUUAGAAUCCCAACAUAAUGACAGCAAGAUAACACUUGAAAGCACACAACAGAAGUUUAAAGAGCUCACUCAACAAGUAACAGAUUCAUCUGUUCACUGCCAGGCUCUGGAGGAGAAGAAUCAGAGUCUCCACUGCUCAGUUUUGGAACUGUCUGCUAAAGCAGGCCAGCUGCAAGCCAGGGAACAGGAGCUGCUCUCUAUGCUUCAGAGGAAGGACAAAGCCUUGAUUGAAACAACUGAUCAGAUUACUGAAGUUACAUCUAAAUUUAAAGCCCUGGAGAAUGCACUGCGUGCAGCAAAGGAGGAUGGUUUCACUCACAGCAGGGAGCACCAGGACCUCAAGGUGGUACUGAAUGAUGUCAUGUGUCAAAUAAACAAGAUGAAAGCCAUCCUCUCUGAAAAGAUGAAAGAAAGCAGCAAGAACCAGGAAGAAAUCAGUCACCUGAAACAAGAAAAUGGCUGCUUGAGGAGUGAGCUGAUACUGGCAGUGGAAGAAGCCCAGAGAAAGGAUCAACUUUUUCAGUUUGCCAAGUCGAAGCAAGUGCGGAUUGAAAAAGAAUUGUCCAGUUUGCGACAGGUCUGUGUAAAACAGCAGCGGGACUUGCACUUCCUCUAUGUCAACUUUGAUAGCUCUCAGGACUCCAGGCAAAAACAUGAAAAUACAUCGAGUGGAAAGAGUGAAGAAAACAUGGAUCUGAAUUCCCUCCGCUUGGCUUCUCCUUUCUUGGCAUCCUCUGAGAAGAGCAGCACGACUCAAAGUUCUGGAAAAUUCUCUGAUGAAGAUUCCCCUCUGGACAUCAAUGACCUGGCAGUGACUAAACCAACAAAGAGAUACUUCAUGAACACAGACACCAGUUCCCUGUUCUGGAAGCUGGAGCGCUCGUUGGCCCAGUCCCGACAGAUGCUGACUGAUCUGGAGCUCAGCCUUCUCCACACAAGCAUUCCCAACACCAAAACCAUGAAUAAGAGGAAGAAGUUGUUUCCAACACAGAGGUAAUUCUGAGGACUGAAGAUCAUUGACCCAGCAGCUACAAUGGAAAGUUACCUCAUUUUUUUUCCCGUGGUCCUCCUGAGUGUUUGAAAGACUCACAAGUGGCAAGAAGAUGUGACUCUGCAGGAAUGUAUUUUAUCUUGAAAUAAAACACAGAAUUACGCCAAGAUUAACAAAGCUAUUUUUGUAGCUGAGAGCUCAGGUUAAACACUAGCUUGUUUUUUAAGAGUCUGAAGUGUGUAAUUGUUACAACAUAGGAACUAUUUUUCUUUUUCUUGUUUUUUUUUAUGGUGGCUCAGAAAUAUUUAUAGAGUAUGACACAGCCAAGCAUUCUCCUUUUUUUUUUUUUUUUUAGCACAUUGUUUUUGCUCUGGAUUUCUUGCCUUGUAGAGAGAGAUGAAUAAUGUUUAUAGGAAGUUCCCAAUUAGUGUUGUAAGCAGGAACUGCCUCCAAUGUUGCUGAAAUGGGAGAGCUGUCACCCACAAGAUGGGAAGAACAACUUUCCACACUCAGGAGCUGGUUCUUCCAACGAAGGUUUAUAGGAUCAGGUGUGUAUGGCCUCUGUUUGCACUGUGGAGGUAGCCAAGUAUGAUGUGACCCUUUUUUUAGCAUUUAAACUGGAUUCAUGUUUGCUGAUUGGGCAAGAUGUGCUGUUAUCACAACUUGAACUUACUUUUUAACGAAGAGAUCAAGUAAGCUGAUAAAGGUGAUACUUUGCUGUGUCUCUCUUGCCCAUUUAAUACAUUUAGCACUUGCUCUCUGGCAUUUCUCAGCACAGACACGAGUGGGCUGCCCAGUCCUGUGUAGGCUGGGAGCACUUUGGGACACCAGUGCCCCUCCCACAGCCCUGUGCCAGCGUUUUUCCUGCUGGGGGGGAGCCAAGGGUGGGAGUUUCUGCCCCAUCCACUGUAUUGCAGAGAAACACAACACUCUGUGGAUUCCCCUUGUUAACUCUUUCAUUUUCUGCUUUCUCUUUAAUUACUCCAGUGACAGCCUUUCCUGCAGGUAUUAAUGGCCCCAGAAUUAGGUGGCCAGUUCUGAUGAGAGCUGCUGUUCUCCAGACUCUCUCCCUGCCUACUCUCCAGCAUUACCCACAGAGGGAAGCUCAGCUGCCCCAGCUCUUUCCAGGUUUCCUCAAGCCUUUACAGUGCAUUUAUUCCUCUACCUGCACAGAACCUUCCCAGGCUCCAUCCUCAGGAUCUCCUGCUCUGGUAUGACAAGAAUUCCCCCUAAAAAGCCAAUGAUGACAAUGCCAUGAUGCUCACCCUGAAGCUGUCCAGCAGCUACUCAGAGAAAUUGGUGCAACUUCCAAGCAGCAGCUGCGUUUAAAUGGUUUUGAGGUUAUUGGAUGAACUGACUGAGUUUAAACCCCUGGAGAGUUUAAAAUGAUGACUUUAAAAUCAAUAUAGAAAACUGAGCUCAAGUGAGGCAUCGAGGAUCUGCAGAGCCUUAGGAUUUUGUGUUGGGGCUGCCCUGGAUUUGUGGAAUGGGAAGAAGGGAAAUAACUGGGUUAAUUUAUUCAGCACUAAGUGACUUAAAACCCAACUGCAUUAUUGACCACACUCUGGUACUCGAAUGGAAACGUUUCAAACUCGGUGCCUUAAUUCUGGAAGCAGCUCAAAUACUCCAGGGAGCCCUUUGCUAUUGUAUCCUUGGUUUGAAUUAUUAUUUAAAGACAACAAAGCUUCUGUUCAGCCACGGCCUUUCCGCAGGGUGGAUGCGAGCUCCGGUCAUUGACUUCGGUAACGGGAAUUGGUGUUGGAGCCCAGACCGAGCUGCGUGUGUGUGCAGGUGCGGUGGGAGAGGGGUGAACAUGGGCGCUGAGAUGGGACGGUCGUGCUGGAGGUGACCGCCGUUCCUGGUGUUUCCUGAGCUGGGGAAUCACCUCGGUGCCUGCUGACCCGCGGGGGCCGCUAAGGGACGGUUCCCCUCUCCGUGUCCCCUCUCC